Molecule: messenger RNA, 1188 nt
Organism: Daucus carota subsp. sativus
Lineage: Eukaryota; Viridiplantae; Streptophyta; Magnoliopsida; Apiales; Apiaceae
Exons: 4
Coding region: 187-672 (161 amino acids)
Source: RefSeq, a predicted model, not a curated record
AAAACACUUGCAUGUUCUCGAUAACAACCCUAUCUUGCCUGCAUUUAAUGCCCUUCCAUUCCCACUGCACUACUUAUAGGAACCCAAACCCUGAUCAAACUCACAACUCACCAUACAUCUGCAGAGAUACAUCUGGUCUUGCAGUAGCUAGAAUACUAUAUCUGAGAAUCAUAUUUCUGGCUUACCAUGUCGAAACUUGUUUUUGUUCUUCUAGUUUUCCUUGUUUCUCUGCAUGCAUGCAAUUCUCGCGGCCUAAGCUUAUCUGCAGACAGGAAAACUGACAGUAUAUUUCACACGAUUGGCAAGGAUGUACAUAGCAGAAAACUCAGAAGUUUAUUCAUAAACUCAGAGCCAACAGUAGUCCAGACAGAAGAACACAUCAGUACUAGUACUACUGGAACAGAUGAAUUCGAAGAUGAAGUGAUGGGAAAGGACUCAGCGGCAGAUUCCUUGAAGAAAGAAGGGAAGAAAGGAGGAAAGGUUGCACUAUCAUAUUUGGAAGAGACGGCCCAGAUAGAGAAAUGGAGGCAAGCAAGAUCAACACUAGAAUCUUCUCCGAAUGAGGUCAAAGAAACUGCAAAAUCAGAAGAUGACGAAACCAUGGACGACGUGGUAUCUAUGGAUUAUGCUAAACCCCAUCGCAAACCACCUAUCCACAACAAAAAACUAUAGAUCUCAUGCAUAUACAAAGCAGUUAUGGGCAGUCUGAGCCAAACUGCAGAUACCAAUUAUUCACAUAUAAAACACUAAAUCCACACAAUUGCAAACAAUCACCAUCUUACUUUUUCGUUGUGUAAAAAUAUGUCAACACAGUUAUAUAUCGUUACAAAAUAUUAUAUAUGCUUUUACUCUAACAAAACAAUAUAUAUGUACAAGUAUAUACCUUCAAUAUCAAAGGAAAUACAGAAGUAACUUUUGAAUUUUGCAGCAAGGCUAUAUCUAUGGCUUUGAAUAUAUGUUGGAAUUUUCAGUGGAAGAGAAAUCUAGCAGUAGUAAUACAAUUGUAAAGCUGACAGGAAUAUUGUGGAGAUGGUCCCAUGUAAUGUCUGCUAUCUUUGUAUUUAAUAUGAUAUGAAUGAAUAAAAGUUUAAACGAAAUGGAUGUCUUGUCGUUUCUUCUUCUGCUUGGACAUGAUGUAAAGGUGUUGGUUGAUUGGUAUUAAAUGGAGACAGUUAUACUAAAGUCUUC